This is a messenger RNA of Serendipita indica DSM 11827, 2418 nucleotides long. NCBI's taxonomy places the organism in Eukaryota, Fungi, Basidiomycota, Agaricomycetes, Sebacinales, Serendipitaceae. The record is from the annotation of a GenBank genome assembly.
AUGACAGGACCACUUGCCAAGAUUGCUCUUGUCAUUAUACUCUGCAUUCAAGUCGUCCUAUGGUCCCACUCGCAGCAAGCAGCCGUCGACGUCUCGCGUUCGUCACCAAGAUCAGUACAACACUGGUCUCGCGCGCUCGUAGAGAGUGUAAACAAUGAUUUUACAGCAAAGACGUGUGCGCCACGAAUGUUUCCCGCCAACGAGCAAUGUGCACACGUGACAAGAUCGUGUCCCAAAUCAAAGACACUAUUACGUGUUACAUACGUGCAAAAGUACUUUUGUUCGUCUCCCCGGAUACGACCAGGGUACUUUAUGGGUCUCCUCAUCUGGCUCAUCUUCCUCUUUUCGACUUUGGGCAUCAGCGCGUCUGAUUUCUUCUGUCCAAAUCUCGCUACAAUAUCAGCAGUCCUUGGCCUAGACGAAAACGUUGCUGGCGUCACGUUUCUCGCCUUGGGCAAUGGCAGCCCUGAUGUCUUCUCGACAUUCUCAGCCAUGAAGGCCGAUUCUGGCAGUCUUGCCAUCGGUGAACUAAUAGGAGCCGCGUCUUUUAUCGUCUCGGUCGUUGUCGGGUCCAUGGCGUUGAUCAAACCAUUCAAAGUCAACCGCGGUCCAUUCCUUCGGGAUGUUGGCUUCUUCACUGCUGCCAUCUCACUUCUCCUUGCCGUACUCAGGGAUGGGGUCAUCAAGGCUUGGGAGGCCGGCAUGCUUGUCCUCCUUUAUGUGUUAUACGUGGUCGUCGUAGUCAUCUUUAGCUGGAGAGAGAGGAGACAGCAACGUCUUCAGAAGCUAGAAGACUUGCAAAGGUCUCAAUAUGGGGAACACGGCAGAGAUGACACGGUCAUUACGACGCCCUAUCGAGACGAGGAAGAGUCCGAACCCUAUCGUGAUAACGCCACGGAAGACACUCUCUCCGUGUCUCCAACCUCGCCAGUCUCGGGAAGAGGUCGAUCGGUGUCCGGUGCGACCCACCCUGACCUAUCGAGAUCCGUAUCACUGCACCCUCCUCACGAGACUCGUUCUCGACGAACGUCCAUCCAACAGCUUCCAUCGUACUCGCUUCUGGGUGCUUUGGAGUUUCGGACAGCCGUCAAUCAAUUGUUGCAGCAAUCGUCCGCUGGGCCUAAUGUACACGUGCUGGAUGCAUCUCCCAUCACACCGUAUGCUGCUGGGCACUAUCACAAUCCCUUGUUGUCGCAUUCGUCACGACGGGGAAGUGAAAGCGACGUUGCAGACACGGAAUCCAAUCCAUGGGAAGCAAGUCUAGGAGGCCUGCCUUUAGAUGAACGGCACCACGACGAAAGCCUUAACGGCUCUACAGCACUUCAACCUCCUCAUACUCACCUCAGGGUUCAAACAGACUCUGUCGCACUGUCAAGCGGAGCCGGCGCUUCACCUAUCUCACCCUCUCUACGAUCCCCUGCGUCGGAAAUUGAACCACGAAAACGGUCAAAACGCCAACGAGUCAAGAGUAUCCUCAAGGACAUCUUCCAUACAUUGUUCCCUACUCUGUACGACUUUAGGCACAAGUCGAUCGUAGGCAUGGUCGCCGCCUUGUUUGCUGCACCAGCUGUGCUCUCCCUGACACUUACCCUCCCUGUGGUCGUCACCCCUCAACCGGCGGAGGAUGUACCGGAAAAGGUUCUCACACCGGCUGGACCGACACUAGGGACACUGAUCGACUUUGAAGAGGAAGGUGUUGAGAGGGCCUUGGUAGCAGAGGAGAUUGUCGAAGAGGAAUUGCACGAGCUACAAUUCAACAAGUGGCUCAUGGUCGUCCAGUGCAUAUGCGGGCCAUUGUUCUGCGUUUCUGUUCUUUUCAGCUCUUCAGCGCAUUACCCAUUGAUGUUGGCCUUUACUGCCGUUGGAGCGGUCAUCAUUGCCAUAUUGGUGGCUAUAUUUGCGGAUAAAGGCAACGAUCCUGCUGCGCGUAUAGCGCGGACAUCCAUGGGUUUCUUGGUUGCCAUUGUCUGGAUCAUGGCAAUUGCAGAUGAGGUAGUCCAAGUGCUCCAGACAUUUGGAUUCAUCUUUGGACUUUCUGACGCUAUCAUUGGCCUCACCAUCUUUGCGGUCGGCAAUUCGCUGGCAGACUUUGUCGCCAACAUCACUGUCGCGUCAUUCGCGCCUAUCAUGGGCUUCUCUGCCUGUUUCGGCGGACCCAUGCUCAACAUUCUCCUUGGUGUCGGCAUCUCGGGAAGUUAUCUCAUUCAACAACGCGGAGAGGGCUAUCCUCUUCGCUUAUCCACGACACUUAUCGUGAGCUCGGUUGGAUUGCUCAUACUCUUAUUGGCGACGAUUAUAUUCGUGCCAUGGAAUGGUUACAUGCUCACGCGCCCUUGGGCCGUCUUCCUCAUCGUGACUUAUAUCGCCGUGAUGACCACCAACGUUCUAGUUGAAAUCAGACAGGAUCGAGAGCAUUGA